UCACAAUUUCUGAAGCUUCGGCUGAUUCAAUCCCAUCAACAACUUUCUCUCUCCACCCUCCCCCUCUCUCCGUCUCGGUUUCAACUUUCUACUCAGAGAGCCCACCUUCAGGAAACCAUGAACAGAAGCUUAGAUUACCUCUUCUCUAUAUAUACCAUUCCUCCCCAUUACUCAGAACUCAUCCUCAGAAGCCAUUAACUAGAUCUCAGGUUAUCUCUUUUUCUACUUUUCUCCCCAUUUGGGUUUCUAUUCAGAAUCCAUCUUCGGAGAACUGAAGCUCGGUUUCUACCUGUAUAACAUAUAUACCCAUGUGUUUUCUUAGAUUAAUCUCAUAUGGUUUCUCGCACAUGCUCAUCCUCAUAUAGUUGUUUCUCAGUACGUAUUAAACUGCAUCUUGCAAGAAUGGAAGCUCUUCCAGAUGCCAUUGUUCAAUACAUUUUGUCCCACAUGAGGAACGCGAGGGAUGUAACAAGUUGUGCUUGUGUCUCUAGGCGCUUCAAGGAAUCAAUGUCAUUCGUCCGGAGCCUCUACUUCCCCCGCCAUUGUUUUGAUAACAGUUGCGGUACAGCAGAUUCAGACACUGUCGUGAGCCGGAUGGUCUCAUCAAUAGUCUGGUUGGAAGAGCUCGUGGUCUACUGUCCAUUCUCUAAUGCAGGCCUUGCUUCAUGGCUAUCAAGCACAAGCUGCUCCCUUCGGCAUCUGGAGCUCCGUCUGGACAAUCAGAAUGAUAAGCAUGUCCAGAAUGGGAUGCCAACAAAAUUAGACUGUAUCGGUUAUGCAACAGGAUUGGAAUCAUUGAAGCUUUGGGGCGUGCUCAUGGACCAUUCUCCCAAAUGGGGUGUCUUCAAAAACCUCCAAAAUCUCGAAAUAGUUGGAGCAAUAAUGGAGGACAGAGCUCUUUCUGAUGCAUUUCGUGUGUGCCCAAAUUUAAGGAACUUGUUACUGCGUAGUUGUGAAGGAUUGAGAUCAGUUUCCAUUGAAUUGCAACAGCUGGAGCAGUGUAGGCUGGAGUUCUAUGGCAUGGGAAACUGCUCACUCACUGUCAGCUGCCCAAAAGUUCAGUUAAUUGAAAUCCAAGGUUGCAAUUGGAUUCGAGUUAACCAAACAUCUUGCUUGAGGAACCUCUCAAUCUCGAGCAGUGAAGGUAGAGUUCACAAGGUGGAAUUCGGAAAACUUGGAGCUCUGGAAUUCUUGUCAAUCAAGGGUGUACAGUGGCGUUGGGACGCAGUGAGCACCAUCCUGCAAUGUGCGAGGGAGGUGAAGCACCUGGUUAUGAAAGUGGAGUUCACCGGGAAUUCUGACAAUCCACUACCUUUCCCAGAAGUUGAUUUGGUUGAUUUCUUCAACAGUCAUCAAAAACUGCAGACUUUUGAAAUCCACGGGGCCAUGUUUGCUGCUUUGUGCCAGAAGAACAGCUUAAAGAGCGUGGAUUCGAGGUUUGUUAUUCCCUGCUUGAAAGAAGUGGUGAUCACAGUGAGAUCGCCUCUGAAUGCCCAGCAAAAAAUGAGGACCUUAGGGUCAAUACUCAAAUAUGGAAAGGAACUGCGAAGGAUGGUAAUAAGAAUUAGUCAGAUGAAGAACUUCCAUACCAGCGCAGAUUAUUUCUUUGAGGAGAUUUUUAGGCUCAGAUAUUUGAACAAGAAAGUAGUUUGGAUUGAAUAAUUUUGCAAGAUCUCUCUCCCAUUUAACUUUUUGAUUCAGGUUAUUCUUCUUCAUUAAAGCUUUGACCACUUCGAUUCAAUUGGAAAACAGAUCAUUGUUCACUUGAAUGUUUGCUCCGUUUCUCAAAAUUUCAUGUUUUAUGCUAUCUUUUGUGUACAAAAAUCCGUCUCCUGUCCCAUUUGACAUUGUGAUCUUUAAAAUUGCUGAGCUUUUAUUGCAAGUAAUGUUGACCUAA
Molecule: messenger RNA, 1897 nt
Organism: Nelumbo nucifera (sacred lotus)
Lineage: Eukaryota; Viridiplantae; Streptophyta; Magnoliopsida; Proteales; Nelumbonaceae
Product: F-box protein At1g10780-like
Molecular function (GO): protein binding
Source: RefSeq, a predicted model, not a curated record